Messenger RNA from Paramuricea clavata, 14620 nucleotides. NCBI's taxonomy places the organism in Eukaryota, Metazoa, Cnidaria, Anthozoa, Malacalcyonacea, Plexauridae. The record is from the annotation of a GenBank genome assembly.
AUUCCCUAUCGAUGAAUGAUCACAAACAAUAAAAUAUACGAAAAGUAAGACGUUGUAAUAUUUUCUUUGACGUGGGUGUCCCAAGUGUAGGAAGUAUCUUCCGAUAAGCAGUCGUGGUUUUGGUCGAAAAAAAACAAGAAAUUUAUACGACUUUAUAAACUCUAGCUGUCUAUAUAUAGUAGCAAAGAGCAUCAUACUCUUAUUUUCAACGUACAUUCGAGGAGCACAAAUUAACUUGGAACCAUGUUUUGUGUUGAUUUUUGCAGUUACUUUUUUCCACCAGCUAAAGAUAUUCUGUGAUAAUAACGAAUAAAACAAGCUGUGAAUCUCAAAUACAACAAAUGAUUCGACUCGAUAGCUUACGAUUUAUUCUAGCUAUGCAAUUCUAACGAACAUCGUUAGAACAAAAAAUGUUCGAAAGUAAAAAAUACGUUCUAAAGAAAAAAAAUUAGAAUCAACGUACGUUCUAAGGAAUCCACGUACGUUCGAACUGGGAACAAAAAGUUGCAUCGAAUUGGAACUUCGUAGUUUUUCGAGCGCCAUUUUGAUUGGUUCUCACAUAAUUUACGCAUCACUUGAACAGGCAGACAUAACCUUGCGGGCAUAAUAUCGAUAUCGUGUUAUAUUUGCGGCGUAGCUGUAUAAAGCUGUUGUAAUUUUUUCGGUUUUAUUUCGCAUUAACUAUACCAACAGGCAUUAUUACAUCCUAUGGUCGCUGAUGAGCUCUGAAAACCUUUGAGCAAGCCGCGGCUAGUUGGAGCAUAAUUAGGGCGAAUCGCGUCCACCAAUAGAGGGCAAAGAGGCUCAUAGCCGAACUACCCAUAAGCUUUAUCACAGCUGCCGUUAAUUAUGUAGAAUCAUCAGCAUGUGUGAAGCUUCGAACCACGUGGAACAGAUCGAACAGUGGCAAGCUGUUCUGUGAUUGGUGCGGCGUGCAAAAGCCUUUUGACGUCUCAUCCAAGUCAAUUGAUCGAAGUAACACCGCCUCUUUAAGGUCGGCACGCUUUGAACUAAUACCGCCAAAGGCAACUCGCAAAGUUUCAACAAUUCUGACCUGACGCCCACCAGUCAGAGCGCUUUUCGGCAAGCUUCGAUGUAUACACUCGUUGAGUCGAACAGCCUACAUUGUGAAAGAUAUCGCCUCGUUCGUACCACGUUCACGGCGAGACAUACUUACCGUUAUCAAGUCUAACCUCAACUUCAUAUAAUGCUCUCAUCUUAGCAUUUAGACGUGAAGCACUACAUCUUAUGUUUAUAAAAUAUUUGCUUUGAACCGAAGCGGCCUCGCUUUUGAUCUAUUCUGAAAGAAAGAGCCGAACCCGUCUGAACACUUUAGUUUAUCGGCGUAACGCUUUGAGAAAGGAGUUGUUUUGGAGCCGUCGGUAUCUCGUACGAAAUACUCUCUUGCGUUGUAAAGUUACCAUUUGGGAUUAUUCAUCAACGUAUAUCUGACCUCUAUUCUCGCGUGUACAUGUGAAUUUGUAUUGAUAUUCAAAGGAAGCUAGAAUGUCCAACGAGUAUAGCGACAACUUGACGGGUUUACGGCCAGCACCACCAGGGCAAGAUUCGGAUUCUAGUCUCAGUAUAAACUCAGGGAAAACAGUCAACUACAGUGCUGUACCGAGAAGGCCUUCUAGUAAGGAUAUGUAUGAAAACACCGGGAAUAAAUACACCGACGAUGUUAUAGCACCGCUUGGAUUCGAGCCCGAAGGCAGCGCGACAAAGCCAAACUUUUGCGAAGGCAACUUGUCGCUUAUGGACUUUAUUUCAGACCGACAUGGCCAUUCAUUGUUUAGGGAAUAUCUACGGGAACAAAAACACGAAUCAUUGCUAGAUUUCUGGCAAUCGUGUGAGGAAUUUAAGCGGUUAGCAAACACAGGGUCAAAUCUGGCUACACCGAAAGCGAACUCGACGUAUAACCAUUAUCUGCAUUCAAAGCAUUUGUCUGCUAGUAUUUUACCAGACGCUAUCCGUGCUAAAGUGAAACAUAGGCUAACCUCUGGACAGCCAAAUGAAACAUUAUUCGACCAUGCUAAGGAUUUUAUACUUCAGUACAUGAACGAUUUUCACUACGGGAAAUUCCUCGGUUCGGAUAUUUACAUGCGUUCUGAUGUUUCAAAAGGGACUCAAUCGAAAGAUCGGGUUUCAUCCAAGAAUGUCUCUCGUUUUGGAGCUAAAGGUUUGCCUUCUUUGCCAGAGGAAAAGGUUUUUGAACAAAAUCGUGGCAAUUGGCCUUCUACUGAUGUGAAUGCAAGACCACUGGGACGAGCGCUUGAUGAACGAGAAGGGUAAGAAAAUUUCUAUUUAUCUUGUUAUUGUUCCGCGUGGCUCACAAAAGCUACCGUGGUUCAUUUCACACCGACUAAAAAUAUGUUUUCUUUUUAGAAAGCAUCCCCUUUUAAUAAGAUAGGAAUAAAUAGGUUCAUUAUAUAGCAAAAGAAGCCUUAGUGAUAUAUAUAUGUAUAUAUAUAUAUAUAGCCUACAAUAGAGAAAUGCAUUUAUAUAUAUAUAGAUAUAUUAUACAGUGUAUGUAUGUUCUUUAUUCCGUGUCGGCGAUUGUAAAAGUCGCAAUUAAUUGUACUCAAGUAUGUCUGUGUAGGUUAAAAGGACUUUCCGCUUGUUGUGUGAUAGCGUUGGACGGUUUACGUCCAAACUGAGAUUGCACUAAGUACUAGAUUUAUGUUGAGUGUUGCAUAGUGAGUGUUUUGUCAACUUUUGUAGGAAAACAAACUGACUAUGUCUAUGUUGCAAUUAACAUAAAACCCCUGAGAAUUGAUUUCACUUUGGCGGCAUAUAAAUAAGCUCAUUUCAUUUCAUGAUUUCAAGAUUCCGGGUUUUUUGGCCAUAGCUUCAUGUUUGUAAUCUGUACUUAACAUGAACAAACAUUACAUGUGUAGCCCAAACCCUUCAUAAGCUCUUUAACCUCUCGUGAAAAAAGAGUAUAUCAAUUUUCGAGGUGCGCUGACCCCAGCGGGACGAUUUGUGUUUUAAAAAACACAUUACGGAAAUCUUUGACAGCGCAUUGAUUUGUGUUGUGUAAGGGCAAAACUGAAAAAGCGAAGCAUUUUUGAAGGAUUUUGAGUGCUUGAGAUUGUGCAAAUUGUCUUCACACACAGAUUUUCCGACUGCGUUUAUUAAAUGACACUAAAUUUGCAUGGCAAAAACACCGUUCUGUUAUUGUGGUCAAGGGGCUGCUCUUGAAACUUGCCGCUUCGUCGGUAUCUAUGAUAUUUCGAACCCUGUCGGGCGCUUGUUCCGCGUCUCCGUUUGUUUUCAGCCCUAUGAUCGCUCUUAAGUCCGCCGCAAAUCUAGCUGGUUAAUACUAUACCCCACUUGUCAAAAGAGAUAUCGUUUAGAUCAUUUCAUUUUUAACCUCGCGUGUUUGGAUAUUGGGGAACGCAACCAAAUAUGCGGCUUUUUUCUAAAUUAUAAAUACACUGCUGAGUUUGGACACAUAGAAACGCGCACAUAUUGACAAUGUGUGCAAAUUGGACACAUAUGUUUUUCUAGCAAAACAUUGUAACACUGCGUCCUGUUACAUGCGUUCCCCGUCUGCUUUGUAGAAAAACAUUGGAAAACCACAGAUUAUUCGAAACGCUAAUUGUGACAUGGUAUUGUAGCAAUUUGGCUUGAAAAACGCUUCGCGAUGAAUGUUUAGCGCUUGAAAAAAACGUUGACUACAGUGAAAACCCCUGGAUAUGGAUAAUAAAACUGUUCAUUUUUCCGAUUACAAAACUAUCAACUAAUAUGGGCUGUAGGUUAUAUGUUUUUAGUUUUGGUUUCCACAGACUAAGACUUGUCUCAAGUGGUCAAUGUUUACUCAGUACAUCUUAAAGUAAUCGAAAGCGCUCUCAGCUUCAAGAAUUAGCACGAACUCUGAUUUAAAUAUCGGCGUCUUUAUAUUAAAUGGCAAUCAGUUGCACAAACGCAUGCCGAAAAACAUCAGACACGAUUUGAUUAUAUCAUCUUAUUCAAUAUUUGUCUUGUUUAAAUGGAGCUCACACCGACUUGUAUACGGUACAGGGACAAAUAUUUUUGCCUGUCCGAUUCAAUUAAACGCGCUGUGAAAUGAUCCUCGCUUUGAGAUUAAGUAAUUGACAUUAUACUACCUUUAUAGAAUGAUUUUAAGAUCGAUGUUCAUGCUGUAGAUAUUCAGUCGCAUUCCUGCAAUAUUUAGUUGUUUCUCGGCCUGUAGUUAACCGUAUAUAUAUUGCCUGCCCUGCAUCUAAUGUAUAAUGGUUUAACUUUGAUAUCUUAACUCUAGUUUUUGUUUAUAAAUAUAUGUUAGUCCUGGUAAAAUGCAUCGACAUUCAGUCUGUAGUAAAUGUUUGUAUAAAUUUGAAGAUUGCCUCAGAAUCAUUCUUAAAGAUCUGAACAACUAUUUUGUGGUUUUAACUUGAACUCUUUUCACUGCUGAUAAAUUUGAGUUGAACCGUACUUAUAGUUUCUCCUAGUUUACUCUGUACAUAAUGGUUUUACUACCUUCUACUGUUUCUACAUAAUAGGUCUCUAGACUUAUUGUUCAUCUUUAUCCUCUAGAUAUGUACCGGUAAAUUUGAGCUUAACCAAGGCAGCUAUUGCUGGAAUGUAUCAGCAGCCUGCGCCACCAGUAGUUUCAGCAAAUCAUUCUGAUGUACAGAGCCUAUCCAGUGAUGCACUGACUGACGAUACAAAAUCUACAGUAACUGAGUAAGUAAUCCAUUUCCAACCUAUAAUUUCAAGAACUACAAAACAAACUGUACUCCGAAUCAAAAGCUAAAAGUGACUUGUCUAUUUGUUACUCAAAUGUUACUAGAUGCUUUUACUGUAUUGGGAGUGUUUUUUGUUUUGUAUAACUGUUAUUUUGCCAUGCACUAACUUUUAUUAAAUUUCAUUGGUUUCCCUUUUAGAAAGGAUAGCUCCUGACUUGUUAUAACCAAUGCAUACUUUUAUUAAACUUCUCCCUAUUUUAAAGGCGAUACCUCUUUACUUUUAUGAUGCCAAUAAAUUAUAAUCACUGUGAAAUCAUCUUAACUCCUCAAGCUGGUGUUUAUAUAACUUAGAAACUUGAUAUCGCAUUAGUUGUUUCACAGUCAAACCAGCAUGGUGUGUAUGUGUUAUUUUUCACAUCAGGUUCAGCUGAAAUAAUCUAUCUACCCAGGGAAGCAAGAAUUUUGAUAGCUGUAAUUUCAAAUGGCUAAUUCAUCUUGCUUCAUUAUAAUUCAUGCUCGGCCCCAAAUAAGUAUUUGAGGAGGAAUGAAUUUUAACAAUGCUACUUGGUUUUGUAUGAUUAAAGCCAGAGGGCUUGAAAUAGCGAUCUCAGAUUCCCACGAUCUAGUUUAUUUUUGCAAUCAGUUUGCUCUAAAAUGUUUUGGCAUUCUUCUUUCCUAUUGAAUGUAAUAAGUCAAUAUUAGUUGAUUUUUAUGCCUGUUCUACUACGUUGCACCAAAUGGGCUAAAUUUUAUUGUCUUGAGUCAAAACUAGCACGGCUUGAUUCCCUUGUCGUAAUAUUACUCAGAUUCAAUCCGUUUUCUUAUUGGUUGCAAUGAAUCAAUAUUAAUUGAUUCUAUGUGAUUAAGAGUAAGUUUUGUUGUCUUAACUAAUAUAAAGAAGGUUUUCAGCUGAUAUAAAACAUGUUUGCUUGAUAAUCCAUGUUUGAGACAAGAGCUUGUGUUUGUGGCCAUUCAGGCUGACAACCUGCCCCUGACCUUUGCCCUUAUUUCCUGCUUGAAGAGAUUGAAGACAUUCAUCAAUUACUUUAUCAUGUCAUAUGAACCACUGGAUGUAUGGCUAGUGGUAAUACUGUGCACCGCGUGCAGUAAACAUUAUUGCCUAUCCCUACCUACAUGGCUUGAUUAAAACCAGAAGGCUAUCACAGUUAGCUUUGCUUAACAAGUGUAGAAGAUAAUGUCUUAAGUGUAUGAGAUUGUCAUAACCUAAUGCAAGUCAUUGCUCUCUCUACCCUGUCUUUUUGACGAAAACCAAAAGACUAAAAUUAUCAGGCACAUACAAUCAGGCCUAAAUUGAUCAGACCAGUGCUAUGCUUUUCUAUAACAUGUAUUAUUUUCUGUUUGUGAUAUUCACAAAAACACUUGAUCUUAUCUGAAAUUUUAGCAGUUUUUGCAUUUACGUUUAAUUAAACCCCAACUAAAUGUAGUAUUUUUUUAAACCCUUUAACUCUUCUUAAUCCUAAUCCUACUGUAACUUUAAACCAGAAUCUGACCCAGACCCUACGACCAAUGUUUAUUGAUUUAUAUGGAAGAUAUUUCGGUGUUAAGAAAGAGCCGAAAUGUUUCUAAUAAAGUGCCGGGAAAACCAUCUUAAGAUGUCUAAUAUGUACUAAUCUGUUAGUUUUAGUGACAUGACGUCAAGGUCGAACGAAAGAAGGCCUGGCUUUCAAGGUGUCGCUGGUUUUGUACCUGUAAGUUUGUUGUGUUUAUUACCUAGUAACUCUUACUCAUUUCUAUUACCAAGUGUUAUUUAUAGAGUGUUAAUUUAUCUAUGCCAGGCAAGUGGCUAAGCUCAGUAUGGCAUGGCAAUGUCGACACUUUAUUAUGAUGCAAUAUAACCUAUCCAAAAUGACAUAUACAAUACAAAUCUUGAAGGGUCUGUUCUAGCGAAUGUUGUACCAAUAAUAAGAAAGCUUUGAAUUGAUAGGGAUACAACUGCUAUUAGACUCUUCUUUGAAUGUUAGCAGAAUGUGCACUUGGAAAAGCUACUACUCUAAAUGCCGUUCUUUCGACUUAAGCUGUUGCUCAUAAUCUAAACUAUUACUUUUUAUAUAGCUAUGUAAAUAGUGUUCUAGUCCUUGUCUUUAAUGUAUGUCUACUUAUUGUAUUGUAUCAGGUUGGUCUUCACAUGGGACUCAUGUCCUGUUGACCAUACCUUCAAUCAUUGUUAACAUUUUUGUAUGAUUGUAAAGUUAAUAAAUAAACUCUUGCUACUAACUUCCCCACCACUGGUAUAUAAUAUGUUCAUUGCUUGCAGAAACAGACUCUAUGAUUAUGCAAUGUGAAUUUCUACUUAAGUACGGUAGAUGUAGCAUGCAUGAAAUCGAGGCUCCACAUGAUCUGAACAGGAUUAAGCUUAGCCUGCUGUCAGACCUGUCAUGAACCAAUCAGCAUUAACACUAAGAUGUAAUUUCUAAAAUUAUUCUGCCUUUCACUACUUUUCACACAAGAAGAAUAAAAAAGCCUGCGAUGAAAGACACAACAAAAUAGAUGAAUAGUGAAACCAACUUCCUCAUUUGAAUUUGAUUGACAGGUUUACUCUAAAAGACUUUAUUUGAAAUCCAUAGAUCAAAGGACGGUCAAUGCCAGUGUAGGUAGUGGCAAUAAUAAGAAAAUUUCGGAUUGAUAGGGAUACAACUACCUGAAAAAUAUAAGGAGAAAUUUCCUCAUGAAUGGUCUUUACUCGGAACGGCAAAUUGUUGCAUCAUUCCAAAUGCUUUAGGCACUAUAUUAGUGCAUGUAGGAGGGGUCUAAGACAUUGAUGGCUUUUAACACAUUUCAUAACACCUGUCCUACCGGUAAACUUCAAGAAACUUAAAUGUUGUUUUAAAAUGUUGUAAAGGGUUUCUGAUAGACACGUUCAAUUUGGCGUAUUUAUUAUGUUAUCAUUAUUGGUAUAUACAUAAUUAACUGUUUUCGUACAAAGUUUUGUGAUUGAAUUUUCUUUUUUGCUAAUGCAGUGUGAUUCAUAUGUAUCCAUUAUAUGCUACAAUAUAAUUAUUUGCCAAAAAACAAUAUAUAUAACAACCUGUUACUGGGCAUAAUAUCAGUAAUAGUAGGGUAUGAUUGUUAAAUCUACACCAGCUGCAAUGUUAUAUAAUUUAAUAGCGGGGUAUUACAUUAUGUAGACCAGGUGUAAUAUUGAUGUGGUCUGGUGAUGCGCCCUACUUUAUUGUUUUACUCUGUCUAACGCCAGACAAUUUUACUCGUCAAGGGGAGAUUGCUGCCACUCAAUGGGUUAAUAUAAAUUUGCUUCUUGUUUCAGAGAACCAAGAGACUCCCAAAAGCCAGCAAGCAGUUGCCGCCUGAAGAGUUUGCUAAGAUCUUGAUUGAAAAGUUAGAGAGAGUUGCUAUCGAACGAGAACAAGAGGAACGGACGGCUAUUAAUUUGGCUGGUUUGCCUCAUGAGGUUUGUAAAUUAUGUCAAAUUUAAAUACUGAAAUUUAUGCACUCUGGUACACUGUAUAAAUAUCAUAUAUUGUAUAAAUAUUACGCUGCAUAAAUCUUGUUUGGGGCAGCUGGAUAAUGUGUGAUUAAGUUGCAUUAACUGUGGUUUACAGUUUCAAAUGUUUAAAAGUUCAGGACUUUUCUGCUGAAUAUGCUGCCCAUGUAAAACAUAGUUGAGCAAUUUCAUUAAUUUACCCACUACAGCCUGAUAAUUAAUGUAAGUCACAAGUAUAUUUAUAGUUAAAACUGCUUUUUUAUUGAACCUUAGUAGUUACAUUAAUAAUAUGGAACAAAAAUUUCACGCCGUUUUUUAUAUGAUUGUAAAAAAAUUCAAAUUGACCAAAUACGAUACUUUUUCAACUUAUCUUCACUUGCUUCAUUCUUGAGGUUUUUAAUAAUUUUCAAAAUGCAAACUAUCCACAUUGCAUAAUAACGUUCUGAAAAUAACUUCAAGAUCCUGCGAUAUUGUGCUUUCACAUCGUAAAAAAAAAAUCAUGUGUUAUGUCAACAUACUGCAAACAUAUAUUUAUAUGUCGACAAAUUUUCAAGAAUCAGUUAUCUACUUGUCUACAAGAGUUAUAAAAAAGUCUUUUCAGAAAGCCAUAAUAUAAUUUGAUGUCAUUGAAGUGAGGAUAAUUUGCAUGUCAAACAAUGUUGAAUAUCUCAAGAACGCAGUAAGUCGAAAAGUGGCAAAAUAUCUUAACUUGUCAAUUUGCAUUUUCUUCACAAUCUAAUCACAAACAAAUGAUGUGAACUUUGUUUACAUUGAACCUUUUGUUACUAACUGGUUUUAUUUUGCUUUUCACCUUCGUGUGAUGUAUACAUUGUAUUGCACAAAGGUGAGAUGGCAAUAUAUCUACAGGUAGCUUUUGCCCAAAAUUAAAUGUCUUGAAAUACUUGGCACAAAAAACUGUAAUAAUAAAAUUAAUUAUUCUAUUACAGGUUUUAUAGUUUGUUUUUUUUAUUACAGGUUUUAUAUUUUUUAUUACAGGUUUUUUAUUACAGGUUUUUUAGAUUUAGUCUGAGUGUUGUAUAUGUUUUGGUGAUUUUAACACAAGUCUUAAGUAUAUGUAAAAUUUCAUUUUUAGCAUACACGAGGAAGCAAGAAGUCUAUUUUGGAAGAUGCCGCCGAAAGACAUCAACAAUACCAGCAGUUUGGAAGAUUUGGGUUAGGGCUACCUCCACCGAAUUUUCAGGAACCCAGCUAUCCUGUUCCUUCAAACGCAAUGCCCCAGUACGUUCAUAUUGGAUAUGUUGAACAACAGGGACUAACAGGAUAUUACCCAGCGUCUGUGGAUAAUAGUCACAAUACUAACCUGGAGAAACGCAAGUGUGUGCCUUUGGGGAAUACUAAAAAACAAUGGGAAAGUGUCGGGACUAUCGAGUCUGCGCCGGACAGCGGGGUUAACAUUGAGGAGGACUUCAGCAUGCAGCCCGAAACCCGUAACCGAAUCCACGAAUGGAUGGAUCACAGCGAGAAGGAAGUAUGUCGAGGAAAUUAUAAUAAGCCAAGGACAAAACAAUUGUAUAAUGCAGGAUUAUCUGGCCCAAUUCAUGGGACAAUGCAUUUAGCACCUGUUGCACAAGAUCCAUUAAUGCCUCCGUUAGAUCUACCUGAUUCACGGAAUACUAUCGAAGAGGUUUCACGACGACUCUCACAGAAACAUGUGCGUGAGAAACGAAGUAAAUCACAUAAAAAUAGGUAAGAGUUAAGACUACUUUUACGGCACCACCCACACACAAACAGAAUUUUUCCUUUUCCGCCAUUUUUGGGGUACUUCCUUUUCCAAAUCUGAAAUUGUACACAGUGCAUAAGGGAUUUGUAUAACUAUAAUUGUGAGUAUAAUCAUUAUAAGUUAACUAACAGUUAAAUAUUUGAAAAAAUGUUUUCACAUUGCUUAGAUUUUUCACUUCCUUUUCAAAAAAGUAUCCCAAAAAUGGUGAAUUUGGCCUUCGUGAGAAAUUACUACAGCAAAUUCUAAUUAGGACUCAAUUAGAACUUAUUUGAAUGUAACUAAAAUUCAAUUCUUCUCUAGAACUGGUUAUUUAAGUAGCAAAGCAUCUCAAGCCACUUGUCCCCAGUUUCCUACGGACUCAAAAGAUUGCUUGUCCUCAGUAGUCUCUGGAGACUUCCAUCCUGCGGCAAUGUACAGUUCAUCCUCAGCCCUAUCCUCUGUACCAUCUACGGUGAACAGCAAAGACAGUGGCCUUGGUCGUGCACAGAAGGGUACGAGACCACCGGAGGGUACAAAAAUUGUUUACUAUUUGGAUGGUGAAAGAUACCCAUAUCAAUCGAUUUUGCCAGAUACGAAAGUUUGUUUGAGACAAUUCAAGGAACUGAUUGCCUUCAAGAAAGGAAAUUAUAGGUAAUUAUCUCUCCACGAUUACAAAAAAUCUCAGUGUUAGCCAGAAGUAAAAAAAACCCGCGUUUACCUGAAAUUGGGAAAUUUAUUUUAGCCUGAAGCCGGGCAUUUCUUUGUGGGGGGUCUAUGCGGUUGCCCCCUCUCGAUUUUUAAAAUUUUUGUGUCUUUGAAAUGGCAUUUCCCGCAUUUUGGGAGUAAUUUUGAGCAAAUGUAGGUAUAAACAUGUUUUUAAUGGUGUAUUAACAACAUUGAAUUUCUAUAACUAUUUUUUUGGCUGACCCAAAUUGGGAAAUUGCGACCUCAAGGUAAUUGGGAAAACCGUGUUUAAAGCAGAAUUUUUUACUGUAGUUAACACCCUGUAAUUGGCUCUUAGUUAAUCAGUGGUUGAGCCACUGGUCUCAGAAUAGGACUGGAUAGUGUGGUGCAUAAAUAUACACCUACCAUAAAGUACUUGAAAAAUAAACGCUGACUUCAUUUUCCAUACAAUAUUAAACAGUCCAGUCAUAUUUUGAGAUCAGAUAUUGCUAUGCUGAAAAAGGGUAGUCUUGAAAAACAGCUCAGCACACCUUCCCCUCUUAGGUGGUACAACCCCCCUGAAGAAUCUGCACCAUUGUUAGCAGUUUGCAAACUAGAUCGUGUUAACCUCUCCUGACAAAUAGAGACAUUCGAUUCAGUUUGACUAUGACUACCUCUCACUGGCUUAAUACAUUACAUUAUUCAGCUCAUUUCCCAUUGGGGCUUUUCAGUAAGCUCAUGUUACUUGCUUAGCCUAGAGUAUUUAUAUUUACAACAAUUGUGAUAUUACUUUCCUAACUGUGUUUAUCCUAACCCACCCUGUCAACUUUCCCAGUGGGAGGAAACCGGAGCACCCAGAGAAAACCCACGACUUUCGGCAGAGCGUUGACUGACUCUUUCACAUGAGUCUGUAGUGAGAAUCGAACCCACGAAGUCAGAGGUGAAAGGCGCUUGCUCUAAUGAUUGUGCCACAGAAGCUCCAUAAAUACGCAUUUCGGAAAUCAAAAUCUGAACUUCUCCAUUAUCCCAGGGUGAACAUUCCUUUUAAGAUGAAAUACCAUAACACUGGCUAGGAAUAUCAAAACUUUGCCGCCUUGGAGGUCAAAUUUUUUUUUGAUGACUACCAAUGUACCAAAACAGAAAUUGAUCUCGCCAAUAACCUAAGGGUUAACCUUGUCAUUGUGGGUUUCAGACAUUGAGCGCGGUAGUAUAAAAUUACAUUUACCUAGCAAUUUCUUAAUUUAGAUCUGCCAAAAAUAGCACACAACUGUUAUGAAAAUAAAAUGAAAAAUAUAAGAUUGUUCAAAACUGUGCUCAAGAAGAAUUUGGAACGACAUCAGUGUUGCCAGGAUGCCAUAUCUAACCUAAAAUAUAUUUGUCUGUUUUUACUAUACGCAAAACAGUUGACGUUGAAAGGUUUCUAUUUAGCUCAACUAAUUAGCGCCUUGCCAUGAGAUUAACACGUGAUGGAGGCAACAUUCAGAUAUAAUAAGAGACAUUUCUUAACUUGGCCUUGGGUCUGAAUGUCACGGCCUACGUAACUGAAUUUCAGUUGAAAUUGAUGGGGAUUUUUUUUCUUGGCUAUAAACACCCUGUGGUGAAGUAUUUCACUAUUUCUCCUAGCUAACAGCCUGUGGUUACUAAACACUCGAGAAAGUACUUUUUUAAUAACAAGAAUUCAUGAAAUUUCUUACCAUCCGGCUGAGUUGGCAAAUCUUGUAGUUUUAAGAAGAUUGUUUACAGUAUUUGAAACUGCACCCAAAGCUAACGAAUAAAGAAAUUAUCAUACCACGUACAAAUCACAAGUAUCACUCGGAGAAGCCAAUUAUAUAUGUUUCAGUGUUUGCCGAAAUCUCAUUUUCGAUGUUAGAACUACACCCACAGCCAACGGGCAACUUUGGGGAUAAAGAAAAUACUAUUAUACGUGGUAAAAAGAUUACAAAACACACUCGAAAAAGCCAAUUAUCUAUGUUUGCCGAAAUCUCUUUUGCGAUAUUAUCUUGUUAAAAGGUUUAAAAAAAAACCAUAAAGGUUGGCGUUGAAGUGCUUUUGUUGGAAGCAAAUCAUGCAUGGUUCCUAACCACACACUGGUUUUCAAAACGACGCAAAAAAACAUGAUUGAUGUUCAUGUCUAACUUGUAGACUAAACAUUGCAACUAGUUUAAUUGGAUAUUUGUCAAAAUUAAACAUAAUAUGGUUAAUCACACUGUCGAAGUUUCUGUGAGCAUAGUAGGAAUUUUGCCUGGGUAAAGUCUACUGAGUAAGUUUUGAAGGAUUUGUAAGAAAUAUUUAAGGAAACCGACUCAAUGUUUAAGACUAAGUCAGUUCCCUCAAACAUUUCUUACAAAUCCUUCAAGUGUAAAGCGGCCUUUAUAUAAGUUCAAGGUUUAUUUUGACUUGAAAGUUAAGUGUUUAACAAUUUUAGAAACACAAAAUUAUAAAGAAGUAAGGUUUCGAGAAUACUCCAUUUCCACCAAACAUUGAUUACCAAUGGUUCAACAAAACGAUCGGAAAGUUGGUUUAUGGUAAGGGGAAAUUGGCUCAACCCCUCAUUUUGUAUGCUCUGCCUCUGGUCACCUAGGAAAGCCGUCGUAGGAAAAAACGUAUAAAACAUACUGUGUCUUAAACAACCACGGUCUUGUAAAACCCUUGAGAACUUUGUUUCACAUUUGCCGCCUUCCGGAGUGAUAUUACUUAUUUCAGCUAUUAUGAAAGUGGCUUCGUCGGUACUUAAAAUUAACGAGCCUUGAACAUUUGUGUUUGAAAAUGUUAAUUGGCUUUUAUAGAAUAUCUUAUUUAUAUUUCGUUAAUUUUUGAAGCUAAUUUUACUAUUUCUGGUUUGUUCCAAUAAAUGAAAAGAGCCGUAAUUUCUUAAUUACCAUCAGCUUGCACGCGAUAGCAACCCACCUAUUCUAGAUCUAUUUCAAAAUUAGAGAAAAGAACGCUAAUGAAAUAAUUACAUGUAUCUAAAUGUACAUUCUUAAUUUCAGAUACUUCUUUAAAACUGAAACGGACGAAGAGGAUUGUGGGGCGGUUUACGAAGAAAUUCGAGACGAUGACGCGCUCCUGCCUUGCUACGGCAACAAAGUAAUUUGUAAAGUCAAGGAAUCGAAACAUGAAUAAAUAUAUUUAGUUAAAUAUUCAGCUAAUAUUGGAAUACGGGUAGAAUAUGGCUGGACGAGAAGAAAUAGUCGGGGUUAGAGGUCUGGAACUGACGUCCUUCUCACUCCAGUUCUAUAUGCAGCUCAGUGUUACAGGUCUGCAAGCAAAGUUAUUGUCAAGCCGAUAUCCGAAUGUAUUCGCAGUGCUUGUUCCCAGUUGUUAUGACAAGCGUGGAACAAGUUGUUGUUGCCCCUUGACAUGCGGGUUCCAACAAGACUACAUACGUAAAAACGCACAAGUUGUAACGAACCUGCAGCAGACUUGUAGCAAUGCUGUUCCAACAACUUGUCAACAGGAUGUGUUCGCACUGCUUGUUCCCAGCUUGUUGACAACUUGCUACAAGGUUAUUGAGUUCAACAGACUUGUUACAAGUUGUUCCAACAACUUGUUAUCGUCCUGUAAUUCAACAAUUUGUCAACAGGUUGUGAGUGACAACCUUUAGCAACUUGAUAAAAUAACAGCGUUGUUACAACUUGUUGACAAGCUUGCUACAAGUCUGUUGCGAACACAUCUUGUUGACAAGUUGUGAGAUUUUUACGUGUGUAAUGCAGGCUGUUCGUAACAAGUUGCUACGAGCUUGUUGUCAUCAACUUGUUAACAACUUGUUACGUGCAGACGAUAUCAGACUUGAUGGAACUAUAUCAACUCGUGAUAAUAUAACACAUGAUCAAUAAAUCGAUAGUGUUGAUGAAUCAUGAUGAUGAUUUAGCCCACUCUCUGAUCCCAAUUCUGUUUCAUCUCUCCAGCCAGAAUAAUAUGUGUACAUAGUUUUAUAUGAAACUGUAAAUUUACGGAAAUAUUGUAUAGUGUAUGCUUGUAUAUAGAACAUUCACAGCUUAUAAUAAUAUUUUGAAAUAAAUAACACCAUUUUAUUCACUGAACUUAAACUGCGAGUGUUUGUUGUGUGUGUGAACGCCAUCAGGU